UACGCGAUUACCUAUCCGUUCGUUUCGUUUCCUUAUUGUGUCUGUAAAAAUAAAAUAUCGUAAAAUAAAAAUGAAAAUUCACAAAGUUUUUCAAAGCUAAAGAUUAAAUUCAAUAUACACAUGUGAAAGCAAUAUGUCUUUUAUAAAUGAACCAGUUCUCAACAUAAUUGUUGUGGGAUUCCAUCACAAAAAAGGAUGCCAGGUGGAACACUGCUACCCAGAACUGGUUCCAGGGAGACCCACAGAACUUCCAGCCACUUGGCGUCACUUACCAGCCCUAGCACUACCAGAUGGUUCUCAUAAUUAUCUUUCUGAUACCAUAUACUUCAACUUGCCAGGCUUGACAGAACCAGAUCAUACUGUAUAUGGAAUAUCAUGUUUUCGACAAAUACCUGUUGAGCAAGUGGCUCAGAAGACAGAAGAUAUGACAAGGAGUUCUGUUCAAAAGAGUGUUUGUGUUGUCUGUCGAGCACCAUUGUUUGGCAGACUUGCUGUAAAGAUAGAGCUGGUUGUCAGAGCUUGGUUUCUUCAGGCAGACUUCUCGCAGACAAAGUUGCUUGAGGAUGCUUAUAAACACCUGAAUAGUUGUCCUGUUCAAAUCGACCAAACACUUGAAGGUUUAUCUGUAAUGAGGUUGAUUGAAAACUGGAGACAUAAAGCAUUGCUGCUAUUUAAAUUAAUGUUGCUAAGGAAGAAAGUCCUUAUGUAUGGCUCACCGGCCGGUCCUCUCUCUGCUGCUCUCCUUACACUUGUAUCACUACUGCCUCGCUGUCUUGAACAUGGACUUACAAAAGCUGCAAAUGUCACAUUAUCCAGACCUUUGUCUCCAGUACUACUGAUUGAGGAUAAAGAUAUUGUUGACAGUGGCAACAUAGUAAAUAAUGAUGAACCAUAUUUAAAUGGCUCUACCCAAACUGAGGAACUGUCUCCCAAGGAAACGGGAAACAUGGUGGAGGAGAAAGAUAGAGUAAGCAGGCAAAGUUUUGAUGAGACUACUCUCAAUGAUGUGGUAGACAGGCAAGACCUAGUAGAAAGCAGAGAGAAAUGUCACAGUAUUGGAGAGAAGUAUAAAUCUCAAAGAAGUGCAACUGAUGCACAACAAAGUCCCACUAUGGCCAGAGAUAUGAGUGUUGAUGGACUGUAUAAUUUGACACGUCAAAUUGAUCAGACUGAAUGUGGAUUACCCUUGCCUUUAUUUGAAGAUGGCUAUCUCUGCUUGCCGUACCUAUCCUUGCAAUACCUAGAUCUGUUGUCAGAUUCAGCUGUCCAAGGGUUCUUAGUUGGUGCAUCAAAUGUCUUGUUCAAGCAGAAGAGACAGUUAUUUGAUGUUUUGGUUGAGUUGAAUGAGAUGAGGAUAGAAACUUCAGAUAUGAUGUUGAGAAGGCAACUAGCUCUCGGGACUGAGGAUCUUCGGUUUGCAGACCAUGUGGUGCGUCAUGGAGCUACCCAGGGGGAUGCAUGGAUAAGGGAUCAAUUUUCGAGUUACUUAAUUUACCUUUUAAGGACUUCUUUACUACCAGAUGGUAGCCGAGAGAUCGAUUCUUACAAUGCUCAGUUUAUGUUUGCCUUCAAAUCGACGCCGGCGUACCAACAAUGGCUGAAAACGACCAACAACGGAGACAUAGAGGCUUUCGCAAAUCUUAUGCCCAUCCACCCAUUCUCAGGGCAGCUUUCCGUAGCUGAUAUGAAAUUAAAGUUCGCUCACACCAUGUCUACGACGGAGGGGGGCCGGAAGGUGAGCGCGGCCGUGGCGAGCACAGGGCGGGCCGUGGCCACCACGUCGCGGGCCGUGGGCGGGGCGCUGUCGCAGGCCCGCGGGGCGCUGUCGGGCUGGUGGAGCGCCCUCACGGCGCCCCCGCCCGCCGACGACGAGCCCGGCGGCGCCCCCGACCCCGCCCGCGACAACAAGACGCUGCCCGAGGCGGCCGACCCGGACCCGCCGGACAAGUCCAUAGAAGACGCGUCCAGCAAUAUUAGCAAGAUUCAAGUAGUAUAGUGAGGCUAUAACUCUUUUCAGAUGAUUGUUUGGCAAUUAUGAGAGUCAUCGUGGAGUCGUGUUAGCUGUGAUGUUAUUCGAAAUUUAAAAGCUAGAUGAAGAGUGGAGUGGAAAUAGUAGAUCGUUUAACACUGUUAUACAUAGCUGAUAAUCACAGUAAACCUGCACUAAAUCACAACCACUAUAUUUGAGGGAAAAAAAUACAAAUAGGAAAUCCUAGUUUGUAAUUUAACUAUAAAAAGAUUUCAUGGUUAAAUGUUAACAAAACCUAAACACAACUAAUUAAGCACCUGAAAUAAAAAUCUGAAUUAUCAGUAUUGCGUUCGUUCUGUUUGCGGAAACUUGUUAUUGUGAUCCAUAUAUUAUGAAGAUGAGCUUUGGGUUUGGCAUCACAUUUCACGGAGAAAUUUUGUCUGCGUAUACUAGGCGCUCAGUGUAUUAUAACAACAGUAUAGUGAAAAUUGCAAUUAUUUAGUAGUUGUUACUGCAGCAACAGUUGUCGGUAGAAGGGUGGUUUUGUUAUAUCUGAACUGCGUGUUAAAUAAUAACAGAUCAUUCCGUAAUCUAUGAUAACAAUGAAGAAAAGAACCCGAAUUUCAUAAAUAUUAAUUUUAAAAUAAUAAUUGCCAGGACAUGUAACAAUGGAAAUUAUAUUGUAAGUUUACAAACUGGCUGAGUAUGAAUCAUACCUUGCAUGAUUAUUGUCAUCUUGCUGCAACUGUGAGAUUAUAUGAAUUCCUUACUUAAUGUAAUAAUUUGUAAAUGCACAAUAUAUAUAGAUUGUGUAGUGAUAAUAUUAAGAAAGUGUUGCAAGUUUUCUGGUAGAUCAUUGUUCAACUUUGCUUAAUAUACUUCAUGGUAACAUUAUAUUUGUUUGAAAUAUUUGUUAAUGACAGCAUACUAUUUAUACAUUAUAAACUUACAAAUAAAUUAUUAUUUUUCUACGAAUCUUGUAGAUUUGCUUGGUAUUCUCAUAUUUCAAAAAGUAAAUCUGCAAUUUAACAUGUGUAUAUCUUUGAUGACGUAGAUGGAUAAUAUUAAUAAGAAGUAGACUUUGAUACAGUUUGUGAUCUCUGAAACUUAGUUCGUUGUUGAUAUUCUAAAUAGUAUAUUAUUUUUAGUUCUUGGUGUGUAAAAAGUUAAUUAUUGAAAAUAAAACAUUAAGAUGAAUGCUUAUUGUAAUUGUUUUUAUGUAGUCAUUUUCUUCUAUUUGUUUUUACUAUUUAUUUUCUAAUAUAUUGAUGCUCUCUUUUGGGACUAUUUAA
Plodia interpunctella (Indianmeal moth) is the source of this 3261-nucleotide messenger RNA. RefSeq lists its product as uncharacterized. The transcript has 7 exons. Gene Ontology annotation, cellular component: cytoplasm. The record is from RefSeq and is a predicted model, not a curated record. The coding region runs from base 134 to 1996 and encodes 620 amino acids. Lineage: Eukaryota; Metazoa; Arthropoda; Insecta; Lepidoptera; Pyralidae.